This is a messenger RNA of Pundamilia nyererei, 1517 nucleotides long. It is a transcript of the gene stx16, whose product is annotated as syntaxin 16. Gene Ontology annotation, biological process: vesicle-mediated transport; vesicle fusion; intracellular protein transport. Gene Ontology annotation, molecular function: SNARE binding; SNAP receptor activity. The coding region runs from base 363 to 1328 and encodes 321 amino acids. The record is from RefSeq and is a predicted model, not a curated record. Lineage: Eukaryota; Metazoa; Chordata; Actinopteri; Cichliformes; Cichlidae. Gene Ontology annotation, cellular component: SNARE complex; membrane; endomembrane system. The transcript is spliced from 9 exons.
AUGAGCAGAAGAAGAAUUGCUUCACGCAGAUGUUUACGUUCUCCUACUUCCGUAGCUACCUAAAGCGGAGUAACGUUACCAGUCUGACGCUGAAGCGGAUAUUUCACCAGAAAAUCUCGGUCAUGUUUAGUUUUCUUUACCUCAGUAUUAGAGCGGCUUAGCGGAUCAACAUGAUUCAGGCCAUGUGUCUCCCGCUGUAGGCGCUGCAUCGCGAGUUUUUCUCACCAUUCAUCGCAGGCAAAGCAAAGCUAAAGCUAGCGCCGUGUUAGCAGCUGGUCAGAGGCAGUUGGCUCAAUUUAAUAAAGGAUCUUUCGAUCCGCACUCUGCCCCCUUGUUAAUUUAGAUUAUCACGCAAGGCAGUCAUGGCCACUAGGCGUCUGACAGAUGCCUUCUUGUUAAUGCGGAACAAUGCAAUCCAAAACCGGCAGAUAUUGGCUGAGCAAGUGAGUACAUACGACCCCCGUCUGAGUACACGUAGCAAUGCUGCGGAGCUUGAUGAGUUGGCCGAUGAUCGGAUGGCCCUGGUUUCAGGGAUUAGUUUGGAUCCCGAAGCCGCGAUUGGGGUCACCAAGAAAUUACCCCCCAAAUGGGUAGAUGGAGUAGAUGAGAUCCAGUAUGAAAUCACAAGGAUCCAGCAGAAGAUGAAGGAACUGGCCUUGCUUCAUGACAAGCACAUGAAUCGUCCCACACUGGAUGACAGCAGCGAAGAAGAGCACGCCAUAGAAAUCACAACUCAGGAGAUCACGCAGAUGUUCCAUCGAUGCCAGCGAGCCGUGACUGGUUUGCAGUCUCGCUGUGGUCACUGCACAGAGCAGGAGGAGCGACUCUUGAGAAACGUGGUCUCCUCUCUGGCACAGAGCCUGCAGGAGCUGUCAACCAAUUUUAGGCACACACAGUCCAGCUAUCUAAAACGUAUGAAGAAUCGAGAGGAGAGAUCAAAGCACUUUUUUGACUCGGGGCCCUUAAUGGAAGAGGAUGAAGAUUUAGCUCUAUAUGACAAGGGGUUCACGGACGAUCAGUUGAUGCUGGUGGAGCAGAACACAGUCAUGGUUGAAGAACGAGAGCGGGAGAUCCGACAGAUAGUGCAGUCUAUCUCAGAUCUGAAUGAGAUUUUCCGGGACUUGGCAGGAAUGGUGGUGGAGCAGGGCACCGUUCUUGAUAGAAUCGACUUCAAUGUGGAGCAGGCUUGUGUUAAAACAGAAGACGGAUUGAAACAGUUACAAAAGGCAGAACAGUAUCAGAAGAAAAACCGAAAGAUGCUGGUCAUUUUGAUCCUUUUCAUCAUAGUCAUUGUUCUAAUUAUUAUUCUUUUUGGAACAAAGUUCUAAUCACUCAUUCCUCCGUUUUUGUUUUCUGCCUGGGUGUUUGUUGUGCAACUGUGUGGACUUGGACUUGAUUCUACCGUCUUUCACACCAACCGGGAAAUGCUAAGAAGAAAUCUUUGUGGGGACACUGUGGGUUAGUGGAGAUGGGGUUUUUUUUAAUGGGCGAGUUAGAUUUUUUUGUUUUGUUUUUUU